This is a messenger RNA of Staurois parvus, 404 nucleotides long. The record is from the annotation of a GenBank genome assembly. NCBI's taxonomy places the organism in Eukaryota, Metazoa, Chordata, Amphibia, Anura, Ranidae.
GCAGAGAGGGGUAGAGGACACUGAAUGGAGGCCAGUGGAGGGACUGGCAGAGAGGGAUGGAGGACACUGAAUGUUGGCCAUUGGAGGGAUUGGCAGAGAGGGGUGGAGGACACUGAAUGGAGGCCAGUGGAGGGAUUGGAAGAGAGGGGUGGAGGACACUGAAUGGAGGCCAGUGGAGGGAUUGGCAGAGAGGGGUGGAGGACCCUGAGUGGAGGGCAGUGGAGGGAUUGGCAGAGAGGGCUGGAGGACACUGCGUGGAGGCCAGUGGAGGGAUUGGCAGAGAGGGGUGGAGGACACUGAGUGGAGGCCAGUGGAGGGAUUGGCAGAGAGGGGUGGCUGAUACAGAACGGGCGGCCAAUGAGGAGGGAGUUACAAUAGUCAAGGCGAGAGAUAACCAGGGAGGG